UGUGUUGUGUUCAUUUGUUUUGUUUUGCUUUGCUUCCUGGCGAGUGGUGAAGGCCGGUGACCGUUGGGACGGCGCUGGUGGUGGUAAUCGAUAGUGCGGUGGGAGCGGCGAAGAUUUUCGGUCAGACAUGUUGUGGCGACGGAGGCAGGAAGCUCGGGCGGGUUGAUCAAAUCUCCACAUGCCGACAACACUCUGCAGUCAGCAGAAAGAUGUCCUAAUAUGGGUUGGUCAUGCGUUGUGGCAUGCGCUGUGGCCUCCUUCCUCAUGCUCAACACAGUCUCGGCUCUCACAUCCGACAUAUUCGCAGCGGGAAAGUCGGACAAAGAGAUAUUGGACAACCUUUUGAAAAAUUCCCGCUAUGACAAAAGACUGCUUCCACCAGUAGAUGAUCCAGAAUUCUGUUGUGGUCUAACAUCGCCUAACGACUCUCUGGCUCAAAAUAAGGUCGGAUAUUCUUCGCUCCGGCCUCGGUCGCACAAUCGCGGUGUCCUCACCGUAAAUGUUAGCGUGCUACUUCUUAGUUUAGCAUCUCCAGACGAAUCUAGUCUUAAAUACGAAGUGGAGUUCUUGCUUCAACAACAGUGGUAUGAUCCACGACUACGGUAUUCUAAUCAGUCUCAUUACGACUUCUUAAACGCCAUCCAUCACCACGAAGAUAUCUGGCUGCCUGACACAUACUUCAUUAUGCAUGGAGAUUUCAAGGACCCUAUAAUCCCGAUGCACUUCGCGUUACGCAUAUACCGUAAUGGCACCAUCAAUUACCUGAUGCGGAGGCAUCUCAUACUUUCCUGCCAAGGAAGACUUAACAUAUUUCCUUUUGAUGACCCAUUGUGUUCAUUUGCCUUAGAGAGUAUAUCGUACGAACAAUCUGCAAUCACUUAUGUAUGGAAGAAUGACGAGGAUACCCUGCGCAAGUCUCCUUCAUUGACUACAUUGAACGCGUAUCUCAUACAGAAUCAAACCAUCCCCUGUCCUAUCAAGGCUAGUUGGAGAGCUGAUGGUAUUUCACUUUAUGAAGACGAUGAAGAGCUGACAUGUAAUCUUUGCCAGAGACGCUUUGAGGAGCAAGGAAACUACAGCUGCCUAAAAGUCGACCUAAUAUUUACUAGAGACAGAGCGUUCUACUUUACUACAGUAUUUAUCCCUGGAAUUAUUCUGGUGACUUCCUCAUUCAUCACCUUUUGGCUGGAAUGGAACGCCGUGCCAGCCCGUUCCAUGAUAGGUAAUUACAGCUGCCUGAAAGUGGAUCUCAUCUUCACGCGGGAUAGAUCAUUUUACUUCACCACAGUUUUCAUACCGGGCAUCAUUUUGGUGACAUCAUCUUUUAUUACUUUUUGGCUGGAAUGGAAUGCAGUGCCUGCUAGAGUAAUGAUAGGUGUAACAACAAUGUUGAAUUUUUUCACAACAUCAAAUGGUUUCCGUUCAACUUUACCGGUGGUCUCAAACUUGACCGCUAUGAACGUUUGGGACGGCGUCUGCAUGUGCUUCAUCUACGCAUCACUGCUGGAGUUCGUAUGUGUCAAUUACGUCGGUAGAAAGCGGCCUCUACACAACGUGGUCUAUCGACCCGGAGAAAACCCUGUUACACAGCGUCUGCCCGCUGUCCUGAGCAGAAUUGGCAUUAUACUGGCCAGCCCCUUGGAGGCGAUGGCAUUCCUCCAUUGGGCAAAGUCAGAGACGCCCCAACCGGAGCCAAGUGGUGCUGGUGAUAAAAAACGGGACUCGACAGGCGCUGCGGACUUAGUCACGUGUACAGCGUGUACUGGUGCGCCUGGUCCAUGUACGCAUACAACCAAUAAUGGAGGCGUGUCAGAGCCAUGUUUCGUCCAGGUUCGCAAAAAAGAACCCCCGCACCCGAUCCGAGUGGCGAAGACAAUCGACGUGAUAGCUCGCAUCACCUUUCCUACUGCCUACGCUGUCUUUCUCAUCUUCUUCUUCAUCCACUACAAGGCGUUCUCUUAA
Molecule: messenger RNA, 1962 nt
Organism: Achroia grisella
Lineage: Eukaryota; Metazoa; Arthropoda; Insecta; Lepidoptera; Pyralidae
Gene: pHCl-1
Product: glycine receptor subunit alpha-4
Exons: 17
Coding region: 220-1962 (580 amino acids)
Biological process (GO): signal transduction; regulation of membrane potential; nervous system process
Cellular component (GO): synapse; membrane; neuron projection
Molecular function (GO): transmembrane signaling receptor activity; extracellular ligand-gated monoatomic ion channel activity; chloride channel activity
Source: RefSeq, a predicted model, not a curated record